AUGGAGGUUCCAUGGAGAUGUUUGGAGGCUAGUGCAGUUCCGGUAGCGUACAUUAGGGUGAUCAAGGAUAUGUAUGACGGAGCUAAGACUAGGGUGAGGACUAUGGGAGGAGACUCGAAUUAUUCUCCAGUGGAGAUGGAAUUAUAUCAACGAUCAGCUCUUAGCCCAUUUUUAUUCGCUCUAGCAACAAGGGGAGGUGCCAUGGUGUAUGUUAUUGCAGAUGAUAUAGUGCUGAUUGACGAGACGCAUUGCGUGGUUAACGCCGGGCUAGAGGUGUGGAGAAAGACCCUAGAGUCUAAAGAUUUCAAGUUGAGUAAUAUAAAAACAGAAUAUUUGGAGUGCAAGUUCAAUAUUGAGACGCAUGAGGCUGAAGUGGAAGUAAAGUUUGAUACACAAGCCAUCACCGAGAGAGAUAGUUUUAAAUAUUUUGGGUCUGUAAUAAAAACUAAUGGUGAUUUCUAUUACGCAUUCAAGGAGUGUUGA
Nicotiana tabacum (common tobacco) is the source of this 483-nucleotide messenger RNA. RefSeq lists its product as uncharacterized. The record is from RefSeq and is a predicted model, not a curated record. Lineage: Eukaryota; Viridiplantae; Streptophyta; Magnoliopsida; Solanales; Solanaceae.